UUGCCUCUAGUCGCCCCCUCACAUCCCAUCUCAAUCGCCUCUGGCCCUCCUGACAAGGAGCUCCAGCUCGAAACCACCCACAGUCAACAAAACCACACACCGUCGACCAAGGUGGCGUUUUACCUGGACACCAGCACACGACCGAACCUACUCGACUCCUGUUACUGCGUGUUACUCGGCAACGAAAUCUGCUACUGCGAGCACUACUACUCCCCGGAUUCCUCCAACGCCUUUUUCGAAUCCGUCACGGAUCCCCCUCCCCCCCUCCAGUUCGCGUGCGCGUCGUCUCCGGUGACAGGAGCUCCGCCGCCGCCGCCAUGGAGAUCACCUACGGCACUUGGUGUCACGGAGUGUCCACUCGGCACCCCCUCCUCUUCUUCGGGGUCGAGCCCGACCCUGAGCCCCUUAAUCGAGAAUGAGAGCGACAGCGGCGGGAGUGGUAGCGGUGGUAGCAGCGGUGUCGUGAGUCCCGUUUCCGUGACUGCGCCCGCGUCCGCUGCUGCUGCUGCUGCUUCCGCCGGUGGCGUCGCUGGGGCUAUUGAUAUCUCCCGUCUGCGGUUCGAGUGCCGCUGGGACCACUGCAGGAAGAUGUUCAAGAGACCGAGCGAUCUGACCAAACACGAACGGUACCACGUUAAGGAGUACCUCUGCCCCUCCCCCGGGUGCGACAAGGCCUUCGCGACGCAGAAGGACCUCAAGCGCCACGGCAAGACGCACGGCACGUCCGACGGUGUCGACGCCGCCGACGCCGAGGGCUACCGGUGCCGCGUCGCCGGGUGCCGCAAGGCCAUGACGGGCCACGUGUACAACCGGCGCGACAACUUCGUCAGGCACCUCCGGACGAAGCACGUCGGGAUGGAGCUCGAGGGGUUCGUUGCGAGGGAGGAGACGAUGAUCAACCCCACCCCCAUGGAGGCCAUCGCCGCCGUGGCGCUCGCCGGGAACGUGGCCCAGUUCCUCGAGUACGCCGUCAAGGGCGUCUCCAAGAUGAACGAGCUGCUCAAGAGCCCGGACGGCACCCUGAAGGAGGACAUCGACUUGAGGCUCAUUGCCGACGGCACGCGUUACUACUCGAAUAGGGUUUCCCUCAACAAGAUUGCAAAGGGCACCGAGACCCGUCUGGAGGACGUCGACGCCGCGCUGGCGACCAAGAACGACAUGAGCUUGAGGUUCGACUCUCCGACGUCCCCCGAGCGCCUCAGGAACGACGAUAUCCUUCAAGAUCUCGUCUCGAGGUGUCUCGCCGUGGCCGGGGAGAUCUUGGGAAUCCUGGAACUCCCCGGGAUCUGGGCGCCGAGGUCGGAUAUCUUUCUUCGGGUCAAGAUCGUCACGAAGACGUUCUUGAAGCGAUCCGAGUUGAAGGAGUUGUGGGAUAAGCUGUGCGCUCUGAGGGAUCAAGUUUCGGCUCAUCUGCUGGUCCUUCUCCUGGAGCAGCAGAGCAGCCUUGACCAGACUGUUCGGAACUUGUGGCUGAUGAGUGAAGAAUCCUACGCAGACAUGGGAAAGAAGUUGGACACAAUCAUACGGGAAAUCCGGGUUGCCAACCAGACACCUCCGCCCGACGCAAUCGUCCACGUGCCAGUCGUGCAAGACGGGGAGCCACCCAGUCCUCAGCAGAGUCUUGAAAAGGUCCUUGUGUUCACAGACUCGAUGCUUUCGGUCGCCGGAAAGAAGAGGAACGGCAUUUUGGAUUCGUUGCACUUCGGCCAGCUCGAGGAGAGAGAAUGGGCCAUACCGGACGCCCAUCGCGAGACCUUUGAGUGGAUUUUCAAAGGCAACUCCGACAAGAGCACGGUCGGCAUGGCCAGCGGCACCUUCAUAGAAUGGCUUCAGCAAGAUGACGGCGUGUUCUGGGUGACUGGCAAGGCGGGCUCGGGGAAGUCCACUCUGAUGAAGUUCCUGACGCACCACGCCAAGACCAACCGCCUCCUCUCGAAGUGGGCAGGCGAUGGCAGUCUCAUCAUUGCCCAACAUUACUUCUGGAGCUCGGGUACUACGAUACAGAAAUCACACGAGGGGCUGCUGCGAGCACUCCUGUUUCAGAUCCUCACCCUUCAAACCGGCCUCAUGCCCGUCGCGUGUCCGAGGCGGUGGAACUCGCCCUCCGCCGACUCUUUCAGCACAUGGAGCCGGGCCGAGCUCCUCGGAGCCUUCGACAACCUGGGCGAGGCGGAGAACGCGACGUGGAAGAUAUGCCUCUUCAUCGACGGCCUGGACGAGUACCACGGAGAUCCCGCCGAGAUGGUCGACAUCGUCCAGCGACUGGAGAAACUGCCCCGCGUCAAGGUCUGCGCGUCGAGCAGGCCGUGGAUCGAGUUCUCCGACGCCUUUGAGAAGCAGAGGUGGAAACUCUACCUGCACGACCUCACGACUGCGGACAUACACAGGUUCGUGCGGGAUAACCUCGCCGGCAACGAGCGGUUCGACGAACUCCAGCGGCGGCGCGGGGAGGAUGCCGAGGCGCUCUCUCUCGAGAUCACCAGACGGGCGCAGGGCGUGUUCCUAUGGGUGUUCCUCGUCGUGCGGUCCCUCGUACGAGGACUGAAGUACGAGGACAACAUCCGAGAUCUCCAGACGAGACUGCGCGGCCUCCCGACGGAUCUGAAGGAGACGUUUGAUAGGAUGUUGGCGACGAUAGAGGACGUGUACAGGGUCCGCACGGCGCGGCUUUUCCUGACCCUGGCCCACGCCGCGAGCAGUUUCCCGGUGGUGGCGUUCUACUUCAUGGAGUUCGGCGACGGGGCGCCGUCCAGGGAGGCUCUGCCUUUCCUCAGGGACUGGCCGGACGUGGACCUGGAGCGGGCGAGGGCGCUGGACGCCAAGAAGCGGCAGCUCGUCGCGCAGUGCAAGGACCUCAUCUUCAUCACGCCGGUGCCGGACACGCCCAAGCUUUUCGACCAGCGGGUCGGCUUCUUGCACAGGACCGUCGUCGAUUACAUCAAGACGGAGGACGUCGCGGCGCAGCUGGCGCGGGUGGCCGGCGGCGGGUUCAACCCGGACAAGAUACUCCUCGACGCCAACGUCGGGCUGCUGAGGUCGCUGGUCCACCAGCACCGUCUGGUGUAUAUCCGUCCGCACCUGAGGCAGUGGGUUCUGGGGGCUCUGUACUACGCCCGGCGGAUCGAGGUCCUUUCGGACCGGGCCGAGGUGGGGGCGUUGGACGAUCUCGAGGCCGUCAUCAUGGGCGCGAACAAGAGCUGGGACUUUGGACAUGCCAUCGCGACUCUGCUCGACCGGACGAGAGACGACAACUUUGAACCGCGGUCCUUUCUGGAGCUGGUCUGCAGGUGCGACAUGGCGUCAUACGUGAGGAGCAGGAUGCCCGAGUUGACGACGGCGGCGUUGGAUACCGCGGCGCCGGGAUGGAGAAGUCUGAUCGACAUCAGGCGAGGUGAGGGGUUUGAGGUGUGCGACUCUGAUAGGAGCGAGCAAUCGCUCGGUGACUGGAGACUUGGAAGGCUAGUCCGGUCAUCGACCAAGAGAGAGGAGCUGCCUGGGUCGAGGGGUCUAUCGCCGCUGCCCGUGGACUCUAGUCAGGCUUCAUCGUUUUCGGAGGACUCUGUACAGAUCGGCGCCGUCGUGUCAAAGGACGGGCCGAAGAGGAGGGAUAGGGUAUCUUCCCGGAUGAGGCACCUUUUCCGGAGGAAAUGA
Messenger RNA from Colletotrichum karsti, 3651 nucleotides. RefSeq lists its product as uncharacterized. The record is from RefSeq and is a predicted model, not a curated record. The transcript is spliced from 4 exons. NCBI's taxonomy places the organism in Eukaryota, Fungi, Ascomycota, Sordariomycetes, Glomerellales, Glomerellaceae.